AUGUCUACGGCCGUGCGCCACGCGCUCCGCCGCCUCGGCGCGCCACCGACCAUCGCCGCCGCCGUCAGACACGCCGGUUGGCGGGGACGGGCGCCUCCGCCGCCGGCAACACCCGCGUCGGGGCACGACAAAACGGCCGUGUGCGAGCCCCGGCGUUGGUUGUUCAAAAACCAAAAGACUUUCCCAGUCGGCGAGGACGCGCGGCUGCACGCGGACGACGUCACCGUGGCGGAGAAGAACCGCAAGUUGUUUGCCGACGCCGCCGCACACGAGGGCCCGGAAGCGUCCGGGGACGACGCGGCGAUGCCCACCGCCGCCGAGCUGGACAAACUCCUGCCCUCAGCCACGCAGCUGCAGGAGGAGAUUCCCUCCGCUGCAGCGGUACGGGAGGCGAUGCGGAAAGGCGGCGACGCCGCAAUGUGGCAGAACACCGGCGAGGAUGAGGAACCAUGA
Messenger RNA from Trypanosoma conorhini, 453 nucleotides. RefSeq lists its product as uncharacterized. The transcript has a single exon. The record is from RefSeq and is a predicted model, not a curated record. The coding region runs from base 1 to 453 and encodes 150 amino acids. NCBI's taxonomy places the organism in Eukaryota, Euglenozoa, Kinetoplastea, Trypanosomatida, Trypanosomatidae.